Molecule: messenger RNA, 2688 nt
Organism: Cucurbitaria berberidis CBS 394.84
Lineage: Eukaryota; Fungi; Ascomycota; Dothideomycetes; Pleosporales; Cucurbitariaceae
Product: ARM repeat-containing protein
Exons: 2
Coding region: 1-2688 (895 amino acids)
Biological process (GO): microtubule polymerization; establishment or maintenance of microtubule cytoskeleton polarity; mitotic spindle organization
Cellular component (GO): microtubule plus-end; centrosome; kinetochore
Molecular function (GO): microtubule plus-end binding; microtubule plus end polymerase activity
Source: RefSeq, a predicted model, not a curated record
AUGGCGGACCAGGAAGAAGACUUCACCUCGCUCCCGCUCCCCGAUCGCUUCACACACAAGAACUGGAAAGUGCGGAAAGAGGGCUACGAGGCCGCCGCCAAAGAGUUCAACCUUGCCGUAAGCGAAUCAGACGCCGUUGUGCGCCAAUUCAUCAACGAUGCGAGCAUCUGGAAAGGCGUGGUCGGCGACUCCAACGUCGCAGCACAGCAAGAAGGCCUAGGCGCACUAUGCGCCUUUCUCGAGAUAUCAGGACAUGCGGGUUGCACGCGCACGCGCAACGUCACAAUCGCGACAAUCGCCGAGAAGGGCCUGCCGUCAACGAGGGCAGCCGCCAAGCAGAAGGCGCUCGAAGCCCUGAUGCUGUAUAUCGAAACCGACAAGCCCGACCCGGUCAUCGAAGAGCUCCUGCCCAUUCUCUCCCACAAGCAACCCAAGGUCAUCGCUGCAACCUUGGACGCGCUUACCCAGAUCUACCACGCCUUUGGCUGCAAGACCAUUGAGCCAAAGCCGCUUCUCAAGCUGCUCCCCAAAGUCUACGGCCAUGCGGAUAAAAACGUUCGCGCAAAGGCACAGGAAUUGACGGUCGAGUUUUACCGAUGGCUAAAGGAGGCCAUGAAGCCGCUCUUCUGGAACGAACUCAAGCCAGUCCAGCAACAGGACCUAGACAAACUCUUUGAAAAGGUCAAAGACGAGCCUCCACCCAAGCAAGAGCGACUACUGCGCUCCCAGCAGGCUGCCAAGGAAGCUGCUGUCGCCGCCCCGGGUGGCGACGAGGAGUUUGGUGAGGAGGAGGAAGAGGUUGCCAUUGAUCUCGAGCCCGAGUUCGAGGCAGUCGAUGUUUUCCCCAAGAUCCCAAAGGACUACUCGGAGCGAUUGGCAUCAUCCAAAUGGAAAGACCGAAAAGAGACACUUGACGAGGUCCACAAAGCCUUGAAUCACCCCCGAAUCGCCGAAGGCCCGUUCGACGAAUUGGUGCGUGGCUUCGCGAAAAGCAUGAAAGAUGCCAAUAUUGCCGUCGUCACCACGGCUGCCAACUGCGUCGAGCUUCUAGCAAAGGGUCUAAAGAAGAGUUUCGCCAAGUAUCGUAAAGACAUCAUGAGCGCCAUGAUGGAGCGAUUGAAAGAGAAGAAACAGUCGGUGACUGACGCUAUUGCGGCUGCGCUUGAUGCCGCCUUCGCUUCUACCAGCUUCCAGGAGUGUCUAGAUGAGAUAUUAGAGUUUUUGAAGCACAAGAAUCCCCAAGUAAAGCUUGAGUCGUCAAGAUUUCUGAUACGUUGCCUGAAAAUCAGUCGCGAAGCUCCCACGCCAGAGCAAGCCAAAGCCAUAGCCGAGGCUGCUACCAAGUUGCUCACAGAAUCGCAAGAGGUACAGCGCUCUGCCGGUGCUGAGGCACUUGGUACGCUUUGGAAGAUCAUGGGAGAUCGCAUCAUGAACGCUCAUCUCGAUGGCCUCGACGACAUUCGCAAGAACAAGAUCAAGGAGUACUUCGAGUCUGUUGAGGUCAAGGCCAAGUACAAACCCAAGGCUGUAGCUCCAUCUAAGCCUGUAGCUGCUCCAGUAGCGACCAAGAAGCCCAUGGGUAAGCGACCAGCCCCAGGCGGAAUGAAGAAGCCAGCGCCAGCAGCCGUAGCUCCUCCAGCGGAAGAGCCCAUGGCACCCCUUGCACCUAAACCCACAUCGAGACCUGGAGCUUCCAAGCUAGGUGCUCCCAAGCCUGGACUUGCUGCACCAUCGAGGUUGGGAGGUCUGAAGAAGCCUGGUUCGGGCCUUGCUCCCUCACCCAAACGACCUGUGGCUUCACCUCCUCCUGAGGAGGUAGCACCACCCCCACAACCCAAACUUGGAGCUGGGCGAGGCCUUGCCGGACGUCCCCUUGGAAAGCCGGCCACUGAGGCUACUGCUGCGCCGUCUCCCAUAUCACAAGCUCCUACCGGGCUCAGUUUGGUAGAGCGUGCAGAAUUGGAAGAACUUCGGGCAGAGGUGGACCGCAUCAGGCGGCAUAAUGAAGAUUUGCGCGGAGAGCGGACGAGACUCACUUCGCAAAUCUAUGAGCUCCAGAACCAGAAUGCCCAGCUCAUCGAGGAUCAUACUCGCGAUGUCCUUUCUAUCAAAGCAAAGGAGACUCAGCUGGUCCGGGCCCGAUCAGAUUUCGAAGCCGCGGAACAGACGGUCCAAAACCAACGCCGAGAAGUCGACCGUUUGAAGCGUGAACUCAAUCGACAAGUACGAGCUACUUCACCCCCACCGACAGAUUUGGCAGACCAAAUCUACACUGAUAACCACAACGCCAACACCAAUGGUGCACGGCUCGGUGACUCUGGAUAUGGUAGCCAAGGCCUCUACGGCAGAAGAGAUAGGGGAUACGCUAGCGGGCCGACGAGUCCGGGUGGUGAUGGUAAGGAGAACUUUGAUUCUCUCUCUCGCCCUAGCAGUAACUUGAGCGGAAAGCUGAGUCCUCUGCGAGCAGAUGCAUCUGGCAAGUCAUCGCUGUCAUCACGAGGCGGUGGCCGAAUAAGCCCAGCAGAGAACGGGACCAGUCGCAUUGGAGGCGGCCCAAUGCAUGCCAGUUCCGGUGCAGAAAGCUGGAAGCGUGCUGCUGAGGUUACGCAGAAUUUGAAGCAGAGAAUUGAGAUGAUGAAGGCAAGUCUUUGUCUGCAAACAUGCACCAUGAUGGUUAUAGAGGGCUAA